Cercospora beticola is the source of this 1029-nucleotide messenger RNA. RefSeq lists its product as uncharacterized. The record is from RefSeq and is a predicted model, not a curated record. Lineage: Eukaryota; Fungi; Ascomycota; Dothideomycetes; Mycosphaerellales; Mycosphaerellaceae.
UGACUUUUGCACAAACCCAACUCGACGUGGUCAUCGAUUUCGCAUGCAAGCCUGCGCGGUUCGCACUGGCCAUAGGCUAUGUCCUCAAUUUUGCGACUUCUCAAUAGGCUACUGCCGUUCGCCACACCUGGCACUCCAGUCUAUCAAGAUGUGAUUCACCUCGGUGUCCUAGCAGUCUUAUUAUACUUCGCUCCACAAAUUCAAGAGAACCUUCAAAGAAGAAAUCGCAGGCUAGAUGAUGGUGUUCACGAUGAGCAGAUAGAUCAAGCACCCAAUUAUCAACGAAACGACGCGGAUGAGCCCAAUGGCAAUGAUGGAGUCCACGACACUCACCAGCCGGAGCGAGAGAAUGGCCAUGUCCCUCAUCCGAUCCAACCAAACGCUGGAGUCGCAGCAGAAGAAGACCCCAACGAACCCGGUCCAGCAAACCCCGCAGCCCGCAUGGCUCCAGCCCAACGCAACAUCGGCGCCAAGAAAGCUAAGUCACUCGCCAAAAAAGACCAAAGACGCGCCUACCACGAAUUCCAACGCUCUCAAGGUGAUGCCCAACGCGCCAAAGACGCAGAAGGCGCUGCAGAACGAGAAGCCGCUCAAGCUGCAGAAGUCGCGAGACGGAAAGCCACAGAAGCGAAGCUAGAAGAGAAAAAGGCCAAGGAGAGAGAAAAGCGAAGGGAGCAGGAACGCAGGGAACGAGAGGAGCAAAUUGCGUUGAGAGAACGAGCGAUUGAGUCUGUGAAGGAGGCCUUGGAAGAGAGGAGGAUGUGUAAUUUGUUUGAUGUGGGGAGGCAAAUUGGAGGGGAUUUUGAUGAGGUUUCUUUGGAGAACAUUUUGAAUGCGGUGGGCGUAACCGGGAAGAGUAAGGAUGGGACUGUUACUACAAUGGUGACUAGUACGGGAUGGGUGGUCAGAGUAAGGAAAGAGGAUAUGAAGAGGGCGUACGAGAACGCUGCGGAAUCCGGAGAGAAAGAGAUCGAUUGGGAAGGCUUUGGAGAAAUUUUGAGGAAGAGUUUGCUUGAGGCGAUCGAAUGA